Trypanosoma conorhini is the source of this 3180-nucleotide messenger RNA. RefSeq names its product putative glycosyl hydrolase-like protein. Lineage: Eukaryota; Euglenozoa; Kinetoplastea; Trypanosomatida; Trypanosomatidae. Gene Ontology annotation, molecular function: alpha-glucosidase activity. The coding region runs from base 1 to 3180 and encodes 1059 amino acids. The record is from RefSeq and is a predicted model, not a curated record. Gene Ontology annotation, biological process: carbohydrate metabolic process; N-glycan processing. The transcript has a single exon.
AUGAGGCGGUCUGUGAAGAGGUUUCGGCGCGGGACACGCCACGGCCUUCGAUGGAAGCGUCGAGCUCUUCUUCUGACGCUGCUGCUCGUGGCGCUUCUCCUCGUGUUCAACGGAACCUCCGUCGCGCUGCUGCAUCGUUUAUUUUUUACUCGCAAAAGCGCCGAUGACGUGGGGGUGGUUGCCCCCACGCCGCCGAAGUCGUGGGGGGAAGGAGGAGAAGCGCUGCGAGAGCGGAGUUCAGCGAACGUGACGGGCCCUGUUUCCGCACGCAGUCCCCCGGAGGCGCCCCAGGUUGGUUUUCUGAGGCCUCACCGUCGCCACCACUUGGAGGCCGUGUACUCCGCCGAAGGGUGCAAACCGAGGCUUGCUGGGCCGAACGCCGCGGAGGAGACGGAGCACGGGGAUACGCUGAUACGAGUGCAGUUCUUUAGGCCCCACUGCCGACCAGGGGUUCAUGGCGGGAGUGGAGAAAGUGAGAAGCAACGAAGGUGCGACGAUCCUGCAAGCCCCAUUGUCGGUAUCAUGCCGCAUCUCUCGACUGCCUCCUUCUUCCCUGAGGAGGUCCUGACGGACGAGACGGACGCACAACUGGGGCCCAGCAAAUUGCAGAGUAUUGUAGAGGAAGAGAAGGGGGGAGCAGGAGAAACGCGGUGGCGCGCGGCUUCCAUGAGGUCGCACUCACUGCGGUGCCGACCGCGGGGUAACGCGAGUGCGGGCCGGAAACCAAACUGGGUGUGGGAUUCCGGUGCGUUUCUUGUAGACAUCUCACUACGCUUGUCAACUGCGAAGGGUGAGUUAUCAGGUGGUUUGAAUGCAAACUUUUCUUUCAAUCCAGCGUAUCGAAUGCACUUUUUUGGACUCCCAUCGCAUGCAAAAGGAAUGCGGCUAUCAGACGAGGGUGAGUAUCGCCUUUUUAACCAGUUUCAUUUUGACGAGACCAGCACAUUGGGCACAAGUAGGAGCGGCACAGUACCGCUCUUGUACGCAGUCGGGCGCGUACCAUAUCGUGACGGUACAACCGCAACGGUUGGCUGGAGACGACGCGCAAUGGGCAUUCUCUGGCUUAACGGCUCCCCAUUGCAGGUGCGUAUGUCAGCAGCAGCGGCAGGCGGUGACGGAAAAACAACCCUGUCGUUCAAUAGCACAGCAGGUGCUACUCGUGUAUAUCUGCUGCCAGGUCCAAGAGCCGAGGAUGUUCUUGUGCAGUAUUACACCUUGACAGGGUUUCCGAUGAUGCCGCCCCUCUUUGCGUUGGGCUACCACCACACACAUCGGGGGUACAGAACAGCAGACGACCUGCUGAAGGCGAGCGCUGCCUUUUUACAGGCGCAAAUACCAGUCGACACGCUUGGCAUGGGCUUCUACUACGCAAACGGCAAACACAUUUUUACUUGGAACCGUACACGCUUUCCGGACCCGGUGCGAUUACAGGAUGAACUCUGGCGCCAUGGUGGACGCCUCCUUGUUCUCUCCACUGUGCCGUACUUGCCAGUGGACUCGCACUUCUCUCUCUACCUCGAAGGCAGACGACAGGGGUUCUUCGUCACGAGAGAUCCGGAUACAGAAGUUAUACUCGUGGACAAUUCCCAGUCUGGUGCAAGGGUGUGGGUUGACUUUCUUGAUCCACGUGCACGGCGGUGGUACGGUGGUCUAUUUAAGUACAAACGUUUUGUUGGUUCCACAAACCACACGUUUUUCGCCUUGGAGGAAAAUGAACCUUUUGUGCAGGGUGGUGUGCAGAUGACACUUCCCAUGAGGGCUGGUCACCGAGGUGCCGUCCCCCAUGCGUUUGUCCACAACUUGUACGGCUUGCUGCACACCAUGGCUGCUUACGGGGGCCAACUGCGACGGACGCACUUCUACCGCCGGCCGUUUGUCAUUACACAGUCGUACUUUGCGGGCACACAACGUUACGCCGCCGUGCGCCUGGGGUACAGCACGGCUUCCUGGGCUCACCUGCGUUCCAGUCUGGCAGUCUGCUUGGCGCAUAGCAUUAUGGGCAUUCCGUUUGUCGGUGCCGAUGUUGGGGGGUUUUUCUUUCAAAACAUCGGCGACGAGUUGUUGGUGCGGUGGUACCAACUCGCCGCGUUUUAUCCUCUGUUUCGCAGGGAUGCCAGCGAAGACGCACCGUCCCGGGAAAUAUGGCAUUUGGCGCCUUAUGUGCGUGCUCGUAUUCGUGACGCCGUGCGGUUCCGCUACACCCUCUUGCCUUAUCUCUACACACUUUUCUGGAACUCCCAUCAACGUGGCGAUUUGAUCCUUCGACCGCUGCUCUUUGUGUAUCCGCAGGACCCGCUCGUCUAUGUGGAGCCGACGCUGCUGGGCCAACAGUUUUUUCUCGGCCCACAUCUCUUUGCGGCGCCGGUGUUAACUCCUCUGAGUUUGGGGAAUACAGCGCACACCCUGCAGAUGCCGCGCGAGGAGUUCUAUGAUUUCUGGUCGGGCGAGUUUGUGAGGGCAGGGACGACGUUGCAGCUUGCAAAGAAUAUUUCGUCCUCCCUCCAGUCUGAGGAGGCGGUCACGCCGCUUUUCCAACGGGUGGGAACAAUUCUGCCAACAUUUGCGCUUGCGAGUCAGGUGCGCAGCACACAUGAUGCGGCGAACUACACUCUGACAGUUACGCUUCCCCCUCUAGAACGGUUUCUCUCCGGAGGCGGCGGCGGCGGUACCACUCCACUCCUCCUUGCGCAGGGCGAGCUGUUUGCGGACGGGGGCAGUAGAUACAUCAACUGUCAUGCCCGCAAUGUCGCUCACCAUGUUUACUGCGCCCUUGCGUUGGAGUGUGUUCUCUCCCCCAGCGAGGGUGAGCUUGUGCUGCGAUGGAGCCCCAGUGCGAACUCGUCAUGCAGUGACGUGCGUCGCAUGCUUCAAAGCGCCACAACAGGGGUGGCGGGCGCAGACGCGUUCCUCUUGACGCGUUUGCGCCUAAUGUUUGCCACGCUCCCAGAAAGCGAGCGCGUGCUGCGAGUGGAGUCGCUGGUGGACGGCCGUCACAAGUCUUUUGCGGUGAAGCGGGGCACCCGCCCAUUAUUGGAGGUUUCGGACAUGGCACUGCCACUGCUGGUAGAGGAUCGCCAGAGCAGUGGUGACGGCAACCGAGUUCUCUCGCGACCAGUGACCGAGGUCCGCCUGAAGCUGAACACGGCCAACGUCUCACGUGGACCUGGUUUACCGACAUAA